Molecule: messenger RNA, 4267 nt
Organism: Scophthalmus maximus (turbot)
Lineage: Eukaryota; Metazoa; Chordata; Actinopteri; Pleuronectiformes; Scophthalmidae
Gene: pip4p1a
Product: phosphatidylinositol-4,5-bisphosphate 4-phosphatase 1a
Exons: 7
Coding region: 234-1046 (270 amino acids)
Biological process (GO): phosphatidylinositol dephosphorylation
Cellular component (GO): late endosome membrane; phagocytic vesicle membrane; plasma membrane
Molecular function (GO): phosphatidylinositol-4,5-bisphosphate 4-phosphatase activity
Source: RefSeq, a predicted model, not a curated record
GCGGCGGCGCCGGCGGUGGCGGCAGGGGCGGCAGAAGCGGCAGAAGCGGCGGCGGCAGCGGCAGCAGAAGCGGCAGAAGCAGAAGCGGCAGCGGCGGCAGCGGCGAUCGGGUGAUCAUGUGACGCCUGCAUUUCCGACACAACAAUACAACACCGUGUCGGUCUGCACACACGCUCCCACUCUCUCUCGCUCUCUCUCCCCCCUCAUCCCCCCCAACACCUUUCGCUCUCGGUAUGGCGGACGGCGAGAGGUCCCCGUUGCUGUCCGAUCUGGGAGAUGGAGCCCUCGGCAGCGGUAACGGCGGGGUGUCUCCCGGCGCGGCGCCCUACGGCGUGCCCAACAAACCACAGAGCUUCCCUCCGUUCCCCAGCCCAACUCAGCCCUCGGUGCUCCUCGGGGAGGAUCCUCCGCCCUACUCCCCGCUCACCUCCCCGGAGAGUGGCAGCGCCCCUGUCAUCAACUGCCGGGUUUGUCAGAGCCUGAUCUCUGUGGAGGGCAAGAUCCACCAACACGUGGUGAAGUGUGGGGUCUGCAAUGAAGCCACGCCCAUUAAGAACGCCCCAGCAGGGAAGAAGUAUGUUCGCUGCCCCUGCAACUGUCUGCUCAUCUGCAAAGUCACCUCCCAGAGGAUCGCCUGUCCCCGGCCAUAUUGUAAGAGGAUAAUUAAUCUGGGCCCAGUUCAUCCCGGUCCGGCCAGUCCCGACCCCCAGCCCGCCGGGGCCCGCGUCUCCUGUGGACACUGCAGCAACACCUUCCUGUGGACAGAGUUCACAGACCGGACGCUGGCCAGGUGCCCACACUGCAGGAAAGUCUCCUCCAUUGGUCAGAGGUACCCCAGGAGGCGGAGCUUGUGGUGUUUUCUACUCUGCUUGCUAUUUAGCAUUUCCACCGCCGGGCUGAUGGCUGGAACGUGGGUGAAGGCUCAGACCUACCAGGGGAUCUACGCCUCGUGGGCCGUGCUGCUGCUCCUGGUUCUCGUCACCCUCGCCCGGGCCUUUUACUGGGCCUGCAUGAGGGUCAGUCAGCCCCUCCAGAACUUCACAUGAGAGCCUCCUCCUCCUCUUCUCAACUCCGCCAGGCAGGAGGAAAGACGGCUUAGGAAAAGAAAGAAAGAAAAGAAAAAAAAAAUCAAAAACACAAAAAAAAAACCAACAACCCAGAAUAUUUAUUUAAAUCCAACCAAGAAUCCUCCUCCUCCUUCUCCUGUUCCUUCCCUUUUAGUCAAAUGUGUUUCUAAAAAAACUGGACGGCGGCGAUGGCUGCUGCCGCUACAUAUCUAUCGGUAAUUAUGAUGAUGCGUAUAGCCUAAUGUACUGUCAAACUAUUCUAAUCUCGUGGCCAGUGUGGGGUUCAUUUUAACAUUUUUAACAACUUCUUUUCUUCUUCUUCUUCUUCUCCACCCCUCUUUGCGUUGUUUACGAAUUUUGGCUUCAGUCUGUGGCACUUCAGUUGCACUCCGGCAACAUCUAAGAUGAAAGUUUUAAGUCUUAGGUGUGAAUAUCGCUCGUUUAUUUUUAUGUUUACGGGGCGGGGCCUGUUCUUUGUCGGUCCUGAUUGACAUGAAGUUUAUUAUUCCAGCAUUUAGCUUCUUUUUUUCAAGAGAAAUUAUUUUGUGAAAGCUAGUAAAUAAUAACCGAUGCCAGCAGCCGACCACUGGAGUGAUUGAAGGGACGUCAGCCUCCUAUUGUGAAUCCCUAAAAAAAGAUCGGCGUUGUGAAAUUGUGAAUUGAAUUGAGCGACAUGUGAAGGUCGGGCCACGAUGUGUCUGAACUCAGUGUUUGUGCUGAAUUAUCCCCCGGGACUGACUUUGAUCCAAAGCAGCUUGAAAGCCUUAAAACGCAGGUGUGAUGGAAGGAUUCAACACACACACACACACACACGCACACGCACACGUAACACAGCCGCAUGAAUGCCUACGGCACACAUCAAACAGGACGCUGUUUUAGAGUUGCAACAUCUCAGACGCGGACAGACGUCCCCGCCUCCCUCUUCAAAGACGCAACCGGCGAACAGAUUUUCCUCCGUGUUGUCGCGUCCUCAUUUCGGCGGAGGAAGGAGCGUCAUGCACGCCACUCGUAUACGAGCGUAACCGAAUCUGCAGCUCCUCCGCAGCCAACAGGUUUACUUAUUAAUCUUUAAUGCAUUUUCUUUUAUUACUAUUUCCCCCGCCCAUUUCAUCUCCCAUUCAAACAUCUAUCAACAUUUGCUCCUCCUCAGAUUUCCAAAGACACAGUUUAUUUAAUUUUUUUACUUUACGUACUUAUAAAUGUUUUGACCCUGAGAAUUACAUUCUGUUAAGCGUCGCCGAAACAAAGAGGGGUAUUGGAUUUUAACAAAUCGCUGUCUGCCUCCCCAUACCCACAAAUACCCCUGCGAGCGCAAGAGUUGUUUUAGAUUUGCUGUCUGCGGCUGCUUGUACGUUCUCUUCCUCACAAGCGGCUCUAUACCUUUCUUUUGUUUCGCUCUCUGAGGUUGAAACAUGUCACAGAAACAAUACUUCAGGCUUGUGUUGUCGCUCCUAUGAAAAAGCAAUAUCGUAUAAUAUUUGGGAUGUAACAACGAAAAAUGCACCGAAGCUCCAAAUAAGCUCCUUUAAUUUGCACGAGAAGAGCAUAUCGCUCGAGUCUUGUUUGCAUUUUGAUUGCAUCCGGGGGCGUUUGUAUGGCGAAAAAAGCACGUCCGCUGUGGUCGUCGUUGAAGACGGAGGCCGGUCGGGAGCUUUCUCAUUUGUCGGGUGCACACGGAGCUUUUCACCCACAAAACAGGAAACGCUCCAAAAGCUUGACGUCAGUGAAAACACAAACACACACUACUACACGUUACAUUCUCCCAUAAUGACUCGUCUGUGGCUCUGACCGUGGUGGCGUUUCUUUCUUUCUUUCUCUUCUUCUUGUGAAUGAUGUAUUUUUGUUUUGAUUUGUAAAUAUAUUUGUCGUUCAUGUACAAUGGAAGCGACUAAGCGAAUGACGUUGCACUCCGAGCUUAACACUAUACUGCUGUGAACGCUGCCGACAUUUUUACUUUAUGUUAAAGAAGGUUGUUUUUUCGCAGCUCUUCUUCACCUGUUACAUAUUUUUUAAAUGAUUUGACAAACUACUAACCUAAUACGCCUCUGGACGCCCGGUCGUGUCCAUGUCUUGAACACACAAACACAACAUACUGUACUUUACAUCAUGACGGAAUCACAUUCCCCAAGCGAUGACAUUUCUAUCUCUCUCACACACACACACACACACACACACACACACACACACACACACACACACACACACACACACACACACACACACACACACACACACACACACACACGCACCCAGCACCUUAUACACUGGCGAGAAACACUGCAUACACCAAGUAAGUUGAGAUGAAGUCAACCCUGCUAGACUGAACCGAGGUCGCAGACAGCUCACGUGCAAGUGUCAUGUUAUUUAUUAUGCACGCUGCAAAAAAAGAAAAGAAAAAGGGGGCCCGCUUCAACGGUUGAGUCAUUUUCCCUGAAAUUGUAUUUAUUGUGGAAGAAGUCUGAUACGGAGUGAGAUAAUGUCAUUUAUUUCAAGACCGGUCCACGGGCAUUUUUGUUUUUUUAAAUAUUAGUUGAAAUCAGUACAAUGAUUUGCCAGUUUAAAGCUUCUUCUUUUUUUUUUUGUGCAUUAAUUUUUAAACUGAGUGGGGAAAAAUGAAGAUUCUAGGGCGGAAGGGAGGUGACGUGACUUGUUUAAGAAGACCUUUUUUUUUUUUUUUUUUUGCGGUGGAGUGAUCAUGUUUUAUCCAUGACUGCAAAAAGAAAAUGAUAUCAUGUUAAUGCCAAUAACCAAGACCCUGGCUGAUUCACUCUUCAGAGUUUGUUUACACCCGAAUAAAGACAUGAUGAUGUGCAAAAACGGGCUGACGCGACCUUCUUUUCAUUCGCCCGCGGACGAACCGGAGCUGACGAGACCAUGAGUGGUGAUGGGUUUCUAUUUCAUUUCAAUUCUCACGUCAUUACAAAGUGUCCCAACUGCCUCCCCAAGUUCCUGGUGCCUGAUGAAGAUAUAAGGUCACUAAUGUUGAAUCAUAAACAUUUUUUCUACUGUAUACUCUGUAUGCUGCUCUUCUCCAGCACCAACUAAAAGGUUGAACGUGAACUUCACUGGCUCUCUAAUGUCACGCGUCGGUCAUGAAGCCGAUAUCUCUUUAUCCACGAUAUGCUGCCAUCUUGCAGUACGGUGGUGUUUUGAAUGUGUUUAUAAUGUGAAUGCAAAAAUAAAAUAUUAGUUGAAAUGUC